AGAUUUCAUGGUAUCGUUAAGAGACGUUGCACAGAGAAAGUAUAAAUAGUUUUUGGUAAGUACUAGACGAACAUCAGUUCCUCACCCGCCAGCCUUCGCGUUGGUUAUCUCUUUUUCCUGUUCAAAAAUGAAUUUCCUCGUGUUAUUGGCUUGUCUGCUUGCCAUGGUCAUCGCUAACCAAGGAACACCGGCAAUGGAACUCAGCACCAACAUUGAAGUUCCUCCCGACCAAAACGUGGAAGACUGGUAUUAUCGCACCUAUUACGGUCACUAUUAUAAUCCUUACGGCUACUACGGUCACGGAUAUUGGCGUGGACGCCGCUCUGUUGAGGAAAAGAAGCCGGAAGCCUCGGUCAACGUGAAACCUGAUACCACUGACCAAGAUGGCAACCAAUACUUUAGUCGUGGUUAUUACGGCCGCCAUAGUCCCCACGGUGGAUACGGACAUCGGCGUGGUCGUCACGCUACUAAAGAUCAGAGUACUGAGGCAUCUUACUACCCCAGCUGGGGAUACAAUCGCGGGAACUACGGCAGCUAUCCUUACCGUUCUUCCUAUUAUUAUGGUCACUAUCCAGCAUCUUUUUCUUAUGCUUACAGCCAUUAAGUGACAAUCCAACAAUCAUAGCAUCGUUAACAAAAAACAAUUAACGUAGUCUAAUCCUUCUACUAACAUCUUCUGUAUGGGGUCUGCUAACAUAAUGGCUUUCAUGGUAUUUGGGUGUGUAAUUCCUAUGUACACAAUACACUCAAUGAUGGCA
Molecule: messenger RNA, 758 nt
Organism: Daphnia magna
Lineage: Eukaryota; Metazoa; Arthropoda; Branchiopoda; Diplostraca; Daphniidae
Exons: 2
Coding region: 128-604 (158 amino acids)
Source: RefSeq, a predicted model, not a curated record